GUAGAAAGUAAGGGUUGUUGCAAAUGAAUUUUGUAAGAUGGAGGGCCGACUCGUUUUUGUUGUAGGCCUACUAUUAGCUGUGGGCAUGCGCACUACAAUACAACAAGCACCUGAGCUGUGCCUCAGCCCGCCACUGAACGAGACCUGUAUCGAGGGCGUAGAGCGCUACUUCUUCAACGCCACGGCCUGGACAUGCGAGACCUUCAUGGACGCCAGCUGUAUAGAGAACAAGAACAGCUUCGAAACCUUCGAAGACUGCAUCGAGGUGUGCGAUCCCCCUAAUGGACAAUAGCGAUUCCCAAAAUGGACAAAACUGAUUCCCAAAAUGGACAAAAACGAUUCCAAAAAUGGACAAAAACUAUUCCAAAAAUGGACAAAAAUGAUUCCGAAAAUGGACAAAAACGAUUCCAAAAAUGGACAAAAUCCAUUCCAAAACGGACAUGGCAAUGGUUAAUAGCGCUAAAAGCAAAUUUCACUUGAAGGAAAAUCUGAUGUUAGUUUUAUAUUAAUCAACGAUGAAAAUUUCAACUCAUCUGUAUUCUUAAAACGGAUUGUGAUUUGUGACCCAUCUGUUUCAGUUUACAACAGUUUUACAAUAGGAAUCAUCCAACGUAUAGGUAAUAAAAUAUUUGAAGGUUAAAAUAAAUAAUAAAAAUU
This is a messenger RNA of Physella acuta, 657 nucleotides long. Its product is annotated as serum basic protease inhibitor-like. NCBI's taxonomy places the organism in Eukaryota, Metazoa, Mollusca, Gastropoda, Physidae. The record is from RefSeq and is a predicted model, not a curated record. Gene Ontology annotation, molecular function: serine-type endopeptidase inhibitor activity.